AUGACUUCCACCAUGCUGGAACCCUUCGAUACCCAGAUGCUGGACUACCCUACGGACAUCGAUGUUCCAAUGCAACCAGAGAUGUGGAUGCAAUAUGAAUCCAGCAUGGAUACAGACGCCCAUUUUGACCCAGAUGAGUCGCUUGCCGACGCCGAUUUCGAUGUCGAAGUGGAUAUGGACUCGUACAAUCCCCCGCCUCAGAAUCCCGAGUAUGAGAUGGUUGACGAUGGUGCAGCUGUCGAGCAGGAAUUUAUGGUCGAUGUGGAGGUCCUGGAUGAGCCUCUUCCCGAUUCGAAUCCCGAGCACCUUGACAUCCAGCCGCCCCCGGUCCCUAUUGUAGAUUUUGCGCUGGAUGUUCCAGCAGACCCUACUCUUAUGGAACACCCUUUGGAGAGUCGUCCAUCCUUUCACGUCACUUUGUCUCAAGGACCCGAGUCACUCCUCCAGAGUUACUCUGAAACGUCACAGUUGACUCAGGACGCUACUAUCCCAUCUUUUGAGCAGGCUACAGAGUCAUUACUGGAAAAUGCCCCAGUGACACCGUUGCCGGUUGAUGAUACAUCGGAUCCAGCCGUCGUCGAUUCGUUAUCUGCUGCACCCUUUGAGCUUCCGGUUGAGGAUUCGUCCUCCCAUGAGAUUCAUGAAGCUGCAAUCGAGGUCCCUUCAGAAGAGGCGGUAGAAUUGUUGGAUGAAGGUCGUCAGUCCCGUGAAGAUGGAACGGUUGUCGCGAGCGAAACAAACGUCGACAAUGUUACGGUGACAAAUGACGAGAUAGCCGAUGCUGACGCAGAACCCGAGUCGGUGCCCAAGCCUGCUGUCGCAGAUGUAGAAGAGGUCGCUGACCUAGGGACUGACGAUGUGCCCAAAGAUCCCCAUGAAAUUUCGGAAGGGGUGUAUAUCGAGCCGCCCCAAGCUGUGCUGCUUUCUUUUCCAGACUUUGAUCAUCCUGACGUUUGCUUGUUCAACCAGCCAAGGGUGGCAUCUUCAUCUUCGCAACCAGAACAGCAGAAAUAUUCUUUACUCCUGGAGCACCACCCUACUCUUUACUAUGAAUCUCUAUCGGCUGUUUUUAGUGCUCUUCGAGAAGACGAGUACCUUGCUGGCGCCAUUGAUCUAUCUACAGCAGAACUUGUCCUAGAUGCGUACGAUCUGCAACUUGUGAUUUCUGAAGACAAUAAAUACGCUAGUGAGGUGACGCUCCAUGAACUGAACAUAAUGCAUGAUGCAUUCGAGAUCUCGGGACCGCUACGUCUGCGGCUGCAUACUGUUACACCGCGAUUUAUUCUACGGUAUCGCCAACUUCAAGAUCAGGUGGCACGCCUCCAAUUGGCAGCGGAUGAGGUAUUCUACGCACCCGAAGAAGGUGAAUAUCUUCUCGUUUUCACCUAA
Messenger RNA from Desarmillaria tabescens, 1389 nucleotides. RefSeq lists its product as uncharacterized. The transcript is spliced from 2 exons. NCBI's taxonomy places the organism in Eukaryota, Fungi, Basidiomycota, Agaricomycetes, Agaricales, Physalacriaceae. The record is from RefSeq and is a predicted model, not a curated record. Bases 1 to 1389 code for a protein of 462 amino acids.